AUGGCCAACGCAACUAUCGGGCUCGCAGAGAGGAAGGCGAUCGUACGAGAGACGGAGCCACUGAGUGUGGAUGCUAUCAUUUGUCUAGACGCUUGUUUUACGCAAAAGCAACGCGCGACUGGGCAACGCGACCCAGAGCGGCACCAUCCAGCGUCCGUGUUCCUUCAGGAGUUUGAGAUCAAAGCUAUGGAACGCAUUAUGGCAGAGAAGAAGCGACCUAAACGGACGCAAAAGGGAUCCAAUAACGCCUCAGCAGGCGUUACGACCAGUCCCCGAAACAAAGCCAAGAAACGGGAUCUCGCAGAGGCGGUUGAAGACGAAGUCGAGGAAAAAUGUGAGGGUCCAAUCAAGCUGCCCAAUUCCGUCCUCGACGGUUGCGAAUCCUCAUUCAAGGCCGCGGACGAAGCACGCGAGAAGGCGAGCACUCAAUUCUUCGACGACACUGCGCUUAUGGCUCUCGUAUGCCAUCAUGAUCGCGUUCUCUGGCUCGCAAACAUGACCAGCGCAGGCGAACGUCAGCAUUAUGCCAUCGCACUCCUUGACAAGUUCUUCCGCCACGUGCCGGCAACAUUCCGUGCGGAUUACCGCGACCGCAUAGUGUUCGCGAUCUCGGUGUUCCACGCGUUCGGCCACCAAUGGCCAUGUCAAAUCAUAUACCACCCGCGAAAGUGUGCGUGUUUUGGCCUUUCAGAUGGAGAAGGAUGCGAGCGCCUCUGGAGCGCACUGGACCACCUCAUGGCCGGGCUGCGUGUUAGCGGUUACUUUCAACGGUUGUAUGUGAUCAACUCUCAAAUACACCAUCUGGAUGGCCUACACCGGCGUGGAAUCGCUGAAUGGCUUGUACGCAAGUACGAGGCGUGCCGCUCUCGAUGGAUCGAAGCUCAGGACGGUCUUCAAAAAUGUGCCCUGACCAUGGAAUUCCUGCGCGACCAAUGGGAACUUCAAAAAAAAUCCACGCAGACGAAACCACUUCGGAGACAGGUAAAGGACGCAGGUGCAAGAACCAUCGACACGAUUCUCAUCUUACAGGAUCAGCUGAAGGUCCUCGACAUGAACAUCACGAAACUCGAAAAGGCAGUCACGAAGGGUCAAGGUGAUACCGAUACAAUGUUCCGGAUAGCUGAGCUGCUGGAGGAGCGCCGCCGUGCCAUGACGAAGAAGCGCCGAAUGGAGGACAGCCUAGACCUUCGCAGGAGGCAGGAUCUCCAAGUGCUGCGCACGAGUCGCUACCUGACAGCACGCCUUAACGCAUUGGCCCUGAAGAGCCGUAUCCGGGAUCGCUUGCGUCAGCGCAAGUUCGAAUUUGCGGGUAUAGAACGGAGGUUCCGCACGGAGUCUUCCGACCGAAAGUUGGCAGCACACGCUACGAACGCGGUCCAUCGACGGGAACCCGGAAUCCAGACACUCGCCCGCAGGUAUAAUUCGCUAUGCGGUGAAAUGGCCAAUCUGGUCAAGAAGCGUGAAGCUCCACCUCGGACCGAGCCUCCAAGACCGAUCAACAUGGAAAAUCUAUGGGGUCUUGACGUGGACGAUGACAUCUGGCUAGAUGUUGGGCUGCUGGAUGAAGAUGGUGUUGACAACCAUCCGUCCGAGGAAUUCAACAGAAUUUCGGUCGAACGUAAGAACAUGCAGAUUUGGUUGCACGAGGAGUGGGAGGCGGUCGAGCACGCCGUCAAUAUGGCCGACCUGUCUGAGGGCUUAUAUCAUCACGUCUUCCUCUAUCGCAAGGAGCUACUGAGCUUAGCCGUAACCUGGAAAAAGACCGUGACUGCUAUUCCCACCGACAGAGAUACACCGCCCGACAAGUGGGGGCCAAGCGAAAGCGAAAUGCGGGAAGAAAUGGCGCAAAUGACCAACAACAUCCCCCCAAAGGCAACCUCCGCCCCCGUGACUACAUACUCUUUGGCGACACACCCCGGGGGCGAUGCCGAAAUGCAAGAGACUCUGUCGAACCACGCCGAUGCAGACUACAUGUUGGGUGAUGAAGAUGACGACGAAGAUAGGGAUGUGCGGGAGGUCGCGGAUGAGUCAAGAUGUUGCCGCCGUGUAUGA
This is a messenger RNA of Punctularia strigosozonata HHB-11173 SS5, 2052 nucleotides long. RefSeq lists its product as uncharacterized. The record is from RefSeq and is a predicted model, not a curated record. NCBI's taxonomy places the organism in Eukaryota, Fungi, Basidiomycota, Agaricomycetes, Corticiales, Punctulariaceae. The transcript is spliced from 9 exons. Bases 1 to 2052 code for a protein of 683 amino acids.